GUGCUCACUGUGUCCUCCAGACACACUGAAACACCGAUCGUCAGACGGGACCUCUAUGCGAGGUCCCGAUCAUGUGAUCAUUGAUUGGCCAGUCAGUGAUCACAUGCAGAGUAGUAAGCAAUAUGUCACUUCUGACACCAUUGCUUACUACGUGUCCCGUACAGCGCUCCCAAUCCAAAAUGGUGGGCACCAUUUAUGAAUGGAAACCCGCCUCUGGACUGCCACCGUCCAGCCGUUUAUAUACAGCGGCCGGACGGGAAGUGGUUAACUCAAAUUCUGGCUUCUGUUGU
This is a messenger RNA of Staurois parvus, 290 nucleotides long. The record is from the annotation of a GenBank genome assembly. Lineage: Eukaryota; Metazoa; Chordata; Amphibia; Anura; Ranidae.